GCCGUAGCGCGGGCUUCCUUUCCAAGAUGGCGGCGCCCUGCGGUCGGAGCAGUCGGUGGCUGUGGGCCGCGGUGGUGCCGGCUGCCGUGCUGUGCUUAGCGGUCCGGGCCGCGGAGGAGGCGAGCACGGCUGAAUUCGACGUGAGGCCUGGAGGGGAGGUUCACUUCUUCUCCCGGAGCCUGGGAGAUUAUACCUGCACUUUCACAUACUCUGCUCAGGGAGGAACAAACGAGCAAUGGCAGAUGAACAUUGGAGUCAGUGAAGACAACCUGCUCUUCUCCUGUUCUGUCUGGAGGCCCCAAGGGAAGUCUUACCUCUUCUUCACCCAGUUUAAAGCAGAAGUGAAAGGAGCCAAGAUAGAAUACGCCAUGGCUUAUUCUCAAGCUGCAGUGGGUGCACAGAGUGACAUCCCCUUAAAACAGGAAGAAUUUGAAAUCACUGAAACGACAGUGUCUCACAGGGAAGGCAAGUUCCGUUUUGAACUGUCGAAACUCGUGAUUGUAGCAAAAACUCCCCAUGAUGAGCUGUGACUCUGAAGAUGCUGUUGGGCAGUGUUUUGGCCAGGAGACCAUGGCAGACAAUGGAGAUGAUUACUUGUUAUUGGCAGUUAUUUCAAUUGGCCAAACCUUUCAUGUUUUUCAUACUGAGGUGCGCUAGGGUCCAAGACAAGUGGGACAUCGAGGUGUUGAGAAAAAUGCAUUCUGUCUUGUGUCAGAGUAACAGUGUGCUUUACAGCUGGAAACAACCUCUGAAAAUCCUGAUCUGCAGCCAGCCAUUCUGCUGCCUGCUUUCUGCUUCAGUAAUCUGCUGAAUAAGGUAAAGCUCCCUUCUAAAAGGGCACUUUAUUUUCCUUGCUAGGAGGAGCAAUGUAGCAUAUGGGCUUAAACAAGAUCUCCUAAAUGAAAGUUGUUAACUCUGGAGUCUCUGGAAGGUGGCAACAGGGUUUCUUUCUCUGGAAGCAUUACAGAAGAAACAAAUUAAAUUGGGUAGGAGGGGGAAGGAAGGGAUAGAGUUGGUCAAAGCCACCUGACUUCUUGAGUGCCACUGUGGAAAACCGUCACUGGCUUAAUUGGAGAGGAUGUUUUGUUCCUGCUCUAGUGCAGAUGGCAGAUUGGGAUAACUUGGCAUGGGGAAGGCAGAGCUUCUUAUUCUGACACAACCCAGGGAUCAAUCCAAGCAACACUUUCAUGUCUCAGUACCAGUGCAGGACUAUUUUCUAUGUACAGAAGCAUUUUUUUUCUUUUCUAAAAUAUUCAUAGUGAGGGAAUAUGGAAUUCCUAUCCUGUGUAAAUACACAAAUAAAGCAUCAUGCUCUCA
Messenger RNA from Gallus gallus (chicken), 1317 nucleotides. RefSeq names its product myeloid derived growth factor (gene MYDGF). NCBI's taxonomy places the organism in Eukaryota, Metazoa, Chordata, Aves, Galliformes, Phasianidae. The record is from RefSeq and is marked provisional. The transcript is spliced from 6 exons. Gene Ontology annotation, biological process: positive regulation of endothelial cell proliferation; positive regulation of angiogenesis. Bases 27 to 530 code for a protein of 167 amino acids.